Messenger RNA from Fusarium redolens, 621 nucleotides. RefSeq lists its product as uncharacterized. Bases 1 to 621 code for a protein of 206 amino acids. The transcript has a single exon. The record is from RefSeq and is a predicted model, not a curated record. Lineage: Eukaryota; Fungi; Ascomycota; Sordariomycetes; Hypocreales; Nectriaceae.
AUGACACGUCAUCAGGCCCGAUAUCCCAACUCGGACUGGGAACCCAAGACGCGAAGGAUGGUCGGGCCAAUGUAUAAUCCAACACCAUGGAUUUCGCCUACGUCUCCAGUCUACCCUCCUACUCCUGCUCCCGGUCCUUGGGAAGUUGAUCCUGGGGUAAUUUAUGAAAGACAACGUCUUGCGCAGAGACUCAACCAGUCACGUACCUCCCUAGAAGCCGAACUCCAAAGGAGACAAAACACUGAUGAGAGUCCGCAGUGGGAAUACGUCCCAGGUGAAGGAUACAGGCAAGUUGAACCAGGUCGUCGUUCGGGAGCUAACAAUCAGCACUACUCGAGAAGAGCAAACGAACAGCGUCGUGAAGACGAGCGUAGGUUUUUGAGGGAUGUUCAAUCUGAAGUUGCCAGGGAUAAUGGAUAUCCUCAGAUCGACAGAAGAGAGCCUCCGAAUACCAGAAGGGGCCCUGAUACUAAUUCUCGGGCCCCUGUUCCUGAUAUAUGGACUGAUGCUAGAGAAGCGCGGGAGUGGAUGGGAGAGGUGCAACGGGAAGUGAACCUUCGAGGAUCAUAUAUUAGGUUCCCCAGUGGGUAUACCAGUAGACGAGGUUCCUGGUCAAGAUAG